AUGGCGGAGGAGGAGGAAGAGAGAGGAAAGGGAGCUGGAGCUUCAAUUGGAAGAGCAGAAAGCCAGAAAGCAACGAUCUAUUUUAGUCGACGAUUUCCCGACCCAUCGGAUUCAGACCAUGAUUUCAUAAGCAGCGAUGAGAGAAAGAAGAAGAAAACGAGAAAGAUUGCUGAAGAAGAAAUUGUUAGCAUCCAUAACGCAUCUGAAGAAGUUAAAGUCCCAGAACUGAAUUUGGCUAGCACCCGCUGCAACGAGGACGUUCAAGAAGUUGUGGUGGAAGUGGGGCUUGAUGAGGAAACCCUAUUGAGUUAUCCAAAGUUGUUGUAUUCAGAAGCUAAGGUCAAUCACAAGGAUUCAACAGCGACUUGUUGCUCAAUUUGUUUGGCGGAUUACAAGAACAGUGACAUGUUAAGGCUAUUGCCAGAUUGUGGGCAUUUGUUUCACUUAAAAUGCGUAGAUCCAUGGCUGAGGUUAAAUCCAACUUGUCCUGUUUGUAGAACUUCUCCAUUGCCAAUACCACAAACCACUCCUCUGGCUGAAGUUGUUCAAGGUUUUUGCUCGACAGCGAAUUCGCCGGAAAUUAGGGUUUGUUCUUGA
Molecule: messenger RNA, 597 nt
Organism: Nicotiana attenuata
Lineage: Eukaryota; Viridiplantae; Streptophyta; Magnoliopsida; Solanales; Solanaceae
Product: RING-H2 finger protein ATL70-like
Exons: 3
Coding region: 1-597 (198 amino acids)
Source: RefSeq, a predicted model, not a curated record